Molecule: messenger RNA, 261 nt
Organism: Cooperia oncophora
Lineage: Eukaryota; Metazoa; Nematoda; Chromadorea; Rhabditida; Trichostrongylidae
Source: the annotation of a GenBank genome assembly
AUGUCUCUACCCAAAGCUUGGCGGGGGUUGAGAGAUGCGGAACUCUCAGAUGUCAGCGGGAUUCCUGGAUGUGUCUUCGUUCACACUACCGGGUUCAUCGGAGGCAACGAGACACUGGAAGGCGCUUUGGCAAUGGCUAGAAAUGCUCUUGAGAUUGGCGAUGCUGAGCGUGCUGAAGAAAUCCUUGCUGAGAUGGAGUCGAAGAAGCCAAAACCAGACUCUAUGAUGGACCAGACCUCGGAAACGGUGCAGCAAUCAUAG